GGCGAUUCUGAAUUAAAACGUCGCAUUAUUUGAUCACUGCGCUUUCGCGGCCACCGACAACCACCUUCCAACAUGGCUGAGCUAACGUAUGACACCCUUAUGGACGACGGGAACUAUCUUGGCUCCGAAAGAGCGAGGCUGGAGAACAAAGUCAUCUUGGAGGAGCUGGAGCGGAAAAAAAAAGCGCGUACUCUGGCAGUACCAACGGACGAUAAUCGUGUCAAGGCUAGACUGAGGGAGAUUGGAGAACCUAUCACUCUUUUUGGUGAAAGGGCGGCAGACCGUCGAGAUCGUUUGAUUUAUGUGCUUUCACAAAUCAAUGCAGCGCGGGGUGAUUACUCAGCCAAUGUCGAGGAAGAGUCUUCGGAUGAGAGCGAGGAAGAGGAGGAGGAAUUCUAUUCUCCCGGUUCGAUGGAGCUACUCGAAGUUAGACGGAAGAUCGCAGAGUACUCCCUUCCUAGAGCUCAAAAGCGGAUCGCUCGACAGCGACUAGGCAGUACAAUGGAAUUAGGUCGCAUUGUUGACAUACGGAAGAAAGUGUUUACAGAAGUGAAAAAAUUUGCCAACCUUGGUUCACAAAUUGGCGACGACAGGCCGAUAUCUCAAGUGCGCUUUGCCCCAAAUAAUCAAAUUUUAGCCACGGGGUCCUGGUCCGGAACAGUGAAGCUAUGGAAUGUACCCGCCUGUACGCCUCUGCGAACCUUACGAGGACAUAGCGAUCGUGUUGGUGGUGUGGCAUGGCAUCCUCAAGCAACAUUAUCACAAGGUCAAGACCUUGUAAACCUAGCAAGCGGAGCGGGCGAAGGCAAUGUGAAUUUAUGGUCUCUUAACAGUGAAUCACCUUUAUCUGUCUUGAAAGGGCACCAAGAUCGUGUAUGCCGUGUUGCCUUUCAUCCAUCAGGGGAUUAUCUUGCAAGUGCCAGUUUCGAUACUACUUGGCGCCUGUGGGACGUUACUACUUCAACAGAGUUGCUGCUUCAAGAAGGACACUCAAAGGAAGUUUAUUCGGUAGAAUUCCAAGAUGACGGUGCUUUGAUCGCCUCCGGUGGGCUUGACGCCAUUGGACGAGUUUGGGAUCUUCGAACAGGGCGAACUGCCAUGGUUCUAGAUGGACAUGUACAAGCAAUAUAUGCCAUUGGAUUUUCUCCCAACGGAUACCAAAUUGCCACUGGUGCUGGAGACGAUACAAUCCGGAUAUGGGACAUGCGAUUACUAAAAUCUCUCUAUACAAUACCGGCGCAUCUUUCGAACGUUUCCGACAUACGGUUUUUUAGGGCGGAUGACCCUUUCAUGGAGAAAGCACAGAAUAUGGUAAACGGGGACACUGAGAUGUUGGAUGUAGACAACGCCCAUCCCACACCCACGGAACACGAAGAAAGGGCCUACAAGUCGGGACUGUUCUUCGCUUCAGCAGGCUACGAUGGACUGGUGAAGAUUUGGAGUGCAGACGAUUGGCAUCUGUUGCGAACCUUGUCCACUGAUGCUGGCAAGGUGAUGUCUGUGGAUAUCGCCAGCGAUGGCAAUAUGAUCGCCAGUGGAACUUACAAUCGGAAUUUCCAACUUUUCGCACCUGAGGAUGUACAAUAGGAUUGUUAGUUAUAUUCCACUGAACAAAAUAAGAGCGUAACAGUUAAUGAAAAAUUCUAACGAGU
This is a messenger RNA of Marasmius oreades (fairy-ring Marasmius), 1652 nucleotides long. RefSeq lists its product as uncharacterized. The record is from RefSeq and is a predicted model, not a curated record. Gene Ontology annotation, biological process: mRNA splicing, via spliceosome. The coding region runs from base 73 to 1587 and encodes 504 amino acids. The transcript has 9 exons. Gene Ontology annotation, molecular function: U4 snRNA binding; protein binding; U6 snRNA binding. Lineage: Eukaryota; Fungi; Basidiomycota; Agaricomycetes; Agaricales; Marasmiaceae. Gene Ontology annotation, cellular component: U4/U6 x U5 tri-snRNP complex.